CUAAUGCAUGCAUCCCCGCGACCUCUUGCGCCAGCAUAGACACCUCAGGUGAAUCGCGAACACCCUUUUCCUUACCAAGUGUCAGCAUAUUUCUUUUAGAAAGCGUGUUUUUGAUGCAAAUAUUCUUUCAUGUCAGUAAAAAUACGCGCAUGCGUUGUUCUGGAAAUAAUUCGGAAGCCUGUGACUAAGUUGCAUUCUUGAAAUCUUAGCUCAAAGUCAUCUCUCUGAUCAAAGUUAGGCAUGUGGACGUCUUUAGACCGCGAACGCUGGGGGUUAUGUUGUCUAUCCCUCAUGGUGAACAUGGUCUGCGGUGCUCAAAGCGCCAACGAGCCAAGCAACAUGUCAUAUGUUAAAGCGACAGUGGACAAACUGCUUAAGGGAUAUGACAUUCGACUGAGGCCUGAUUUUGGAGGUGCCCCGGUGGACGUUGGCAUGAGCAUAGAUAUUGCCAGUAUCGACAUGGUGUCGGAAGUCAACAUGGACUACACCAUCACCAUGUAUUUCCAGCAGUCUUGGAGAGACAAGCGCUUGUCUUACACAGGCAUUCCGCUCAACCUAACUCUGGACAACAGGGUGGCGGAUCAACUCUGGGUCCCUGACACUUACUUCAUCAACGACAAGAAGUCCUUUGUCCAUGGUGUGACAGUGAAGAACCGCAUGAUCCGACUGCAUCCUGAUGGAACUGUGCUUUACGGUCUCCGGAUCACUACUACGGCAGCCUGCAUGAUGGACCUGCGUAGAUACCCCCUGGAUGAGCAAAACUGCACCCUGGAGAUUGAAAGCUAUGGAUACACAACUGAUGACAUUGAAUUCUACUGGCAGGGUAGCAGAUCAGUUACUGGGGUAGAGAACAUCGAACUCCCCCAAUUCGACAUCAUAGACUACCAAACCCUGUCUAAGAAAGCAGUAUUUGCCACAGGUUCCUACCCCAGACUAUCCCUGAGUUUUAAGUUGAAGAGGAACAUUGGAUACUUCAUACUACAAACCUACAUGCCCUCCACUCUUAUCACCAUCUUGUCAUGGGUCUCGUUCUGGAUCAACUAUGACGCCUCUGCGGCCAGAGUUGCAUUGGGUAUAACCACUGUGCUGACUAUGACCACAAUCAACACCCACUUGAGAGAAACUUUACCCAAGAUCCCCUACGUAAAGGCUAUUGACAUCUACUUGAUGGGCUGUUUUGUCUUUGUCUUCCUUGCCCUGUUGGAGUAUGCUUUUGUCAACUACAUUUUCUUUGGACGUGGCCCUCAUUUGCAGAAGAAGGUGGCUGAGAGAGCAGCUAAGACCAACAAUGAAAACAAGAGCCAACUGGAGAGUAACAAAGUGCAAGUUGAUGCCCAUGGUAACAUCCUCUUGACCAACAUGGGCCUUCGCAACGAGAUGGGCGGGCCUGAGAUGAUGGGGGCUCUCGGGGACCCCCGGGCCACUAUGUUCUCCUACGACAGUGCCAGUAUACAGUACCGCAAGCCUAUGACCAGCAGGGACCUGUAUAGUCGACCGGCCAUUGACCGUCCCAUUGGCCACAAGAAGGGGCGCUUGAGGAGGAGGGCUUCUCAGCUCAAAGUGAAGAUCCCCGACCUGACAGAUGUCAAUGCUAUUGACAAGUGGUCCCGCGUCAUCUUCCCUAUUGCUUUUACCUUUUUCAACCUGGUCUACUGGCUUUACUAUGUCAACUAG
Messenger RNA from Hypomesus transpacificus, 1674 nucleotides. RefSeq names its product gamma-aminobutyric acid type A receptor subunit beta1 (gene gabrb1). Gene Ontology annotation, molecular function: neurotransmitter receptor activity; GABA-A receptor activity; extracellular ligand-gated monoatomic ion channel activity. The record is from RefSeq and is a predicted model, not a curated record. Gene Ontology annotation, biological process: chemical synaptic transmission; signal transduction; monoatomic ion transmembrane transport. Gene Ontology annotation, cellular component: GABA-A receptor complex; membrane; neuron projection. NCBI's taxonomy places the organism in Eukaryota, Metazoa, Chordata, Actinopteri, Osmeriformes, Osmeridae. The transcript has 9 exons. Bases 241 to 1674 code for a protein of 477 amino acids.